AUGGCCACAAUUGCUCUGUCUCCGAGGCUCGUCCGCCUCACGAGCGUGGGCCAUUUCUCUCGCCCGACCGUCUUCUGCGCCCGCACAUUUGUCUCCCGAUACAGCACAAGUAGUGAAGAUGAGAUUAUCAAAACCCAGCAGAUCCCGGCCCCCGGGUCGGGGCACGUUCGUGUGCUCCUGCUGAACCGACCCAAAGCCCGAAAUGCGAUUUCGCGUCAACUCUUGGACACACUUUCGAAGCAGGUGGACUCGAUCGCGGCGGAGAAUGGCAAUGGACCGACUCGGGCCUUGGUGGUCGCCAGCAAUGUCGACGCCUCAUUCUGCGCCGGCGCAGACCUCAAAGAGCGUGCUAAGAUGACCGCCGCUGAGACCGAACAGUUCCUCGAGAAGCUCCGCUCUACAUUCAAGGCCCUCGCCAAUCUUCAGAUUCCCACCAUCUCUGCAAUCUCUUCCAUGGCUCUUGGAGGUGGCCUCGAGCUCGCGCUGUGCACGCACCUUCGUGUCUUCGGGUCGAGCUGCACCGUCGGCCUGCCGGAGACGCGACUGGCUAUUAUCCCAGGCGCUGGAGGCACUUACCGUCUGCCGGCGUUGAUUGGACCCACCCGGGCGCGCGACCUGAUUCUCACGGGGCGCCGAGUCUCUGGCCCCGAAGCCUAUUUCAUCGGGCUGUGUGAUCGCCUGGUGGAGGUUACCCCGGAAGAAGGGCAGCAGGAGGGCGUCGCGCGCGAAAAGGUCCUUCGGGAAAGUAUCCGGCUGGCUCUGGAUAUCAGUGAAGGUGGCCCGAUUGCCCUGAAGCAGGCUUUGCUGGCUGUGCAGGGAUCUGCCUUGGGCGAGAUGUCUGAGAAUCGGGCCUAUGAGGGCGUGAUUGAGACGGAGGAUCGAUAUGAGGCUCUGCGUGCCUUUGCGGAGAAGCGUAAGCCUACCUUCCGAGGUCGCUAG
Molecule: messenger RNA, 939 nt
Organism: Penicillium oxalicum
Lineage: Eukaryota; Fungi; Ascomycota; Eurotiomycetes; Eurotiales; Aspergillaceae
Product: putative mitochondrial methylglutaconyl-CoA hydratase (Auh)
Exons: 2
Coding region: 1-939 (312 amino acids)
Biological process (GO): fatty acid beta-oxidation
Cellular component (GO): mitochondrion
Molecular function (GO): enoyl-CoA hydratase activity
Source: RefSeq, a predicted model, not a curated record